AUGUGUGACCCGUGCUGCAGCUCCCCAUGUAUUCCCUGUGACCCGUGCGGUCCCUGUGACCCUUGCAGCCCUUGUGGUCCGUGCGGUCCGUGCGGUCCGUGCGGUCCGUGUGUCCCUUGUGGCCCCUGUGAUCCCUGCAACCCAUACGUUCCGUGUGGCCCAUGUGGCCCAUGUGGCCCGUGUGGCCCGUGUGACCCGUGCAAUCCCUGCAAACCUAGUAUCCGCACAGCCCACGACCUAAAUUGCAUGCCCCAGUGUCCGACCUUCUGUCCCCCGCAACACUGUGGUCCACGUUUCAUUACCGUGCAGCAGCCUCCACGGCUCGUUGCUCAGAAGAAGGUUAUCAACUGCACGCGUACGGUUAUCGACAAGCACGUGGUGCCGCAGACUAAAGCGAUCGUCGAGCCGAAGUUGAUCUACCAACCGAGAACCAUCUGUGAGCCGUGUGUCAUCUACAAAAAGAGGACUGUACCGCAGCCGCGGAUCAUCUAUUACAAGCGGAUCGUUCCGGACCCGAAGGUUGUGUGUACUCCGCGUGUGGUGGUUGAACCGAAGGAGAUCUGCACCACGCUGGUGUGUCACCCCAAGCCACAGGUUAUUCAGGUGCCACCGGCCAAGGAUUACUGUUGUGUACCAGCUGGCGCUACCUACUUCAAGAAUGGCUGCUGUCCACCAAGUGUGGCCGCCAUUUGCGGUCCGAAAUAUUGCUAA
Molecule: messenger RNA, 711 nt
Organism: Anopheles bellator
Lineage: Eukaryota; Metazoa; Arthropoda; Insecta; Diptera; Culicidae
Product: DBF4-type zinc finger-containing protein 2 homolog
Exons: 2
Coding region: 1-711 (236 amino acids)
Source: RefSeq, a predicted model, not a curated record